ACACACACCUGAGAAAGAUCAUACUUGUGUUAGAUAGCUGGGAAAAUUAUGUGCAAAUACAAUUACAAGGGUAUGUGAACUUUAGCCGACUCAGUGAGGUCAAAUCCGCUGAGUUGUGAUGGUGCUUUGAGAUUGUGAUGUGCGAAUCUUUUAUAAUUUUGGUAAGUGCAGGGUAGAGCUACCAGCAUUUGGGUUUAGAGGAGAAUAUAUAGGUUUUGCGAGGUUUGGUCGUCGUGAUGGGGGACUAUGCAGAAGAGCGAGGUGGCGACUACAUUGUGGUGGACGAGUUGACCGAGAAUUCUCAGCUUUUGAGUGGGGGUUCAAAGUCUGCUGUAGAGGGCUAUUUCUCGUCGUUUCCGGGUAGUAUCAAGUACCUGGUGUGGAAUGAGUUUUGUGAGCGAUUCUCUUUCUAUGGCAUUAAAACGAUCCUUGCGCUGUACCUGGUACAGCAUCUUCGGCUGAGUGAGAAUUAGUCCACAGAGCUUGUGCACCUCUUCAUUGUCGCCUGCUACGCCACCCCGCUCCUGGGUGCCUUCGUCAGCGAUUGCUACUGGGGAAAGUAUUGCACUGUGAUCUACUUAUCAAUUCUGUACUGCAUCGGAAACUGGCUGAUGGCAACCUCCGCAUUGGCCAAGGCCGACCCCAGCACUGUGAGCGCUAUAUUUUGGUCCACCGCAGGUGCCUUGGGGUUGAUUGCAUUUGGUACAGGUGGAAUAAAACCCUGCGUGGCGGCCUUUGGUGGCGACCAAAUUCAGUAUUCUCUACCAGCCGGCCCAACAAAGGAGCGUCUCCAUCGCCAAUUCUUCUUCAUGUAUUACUUUGCAGUGAACGCGGGGUCAGUACUCUCCACCAUCCUGACCCCAAUUCUCCGGUCAGAUUUCUCCUACGCUAUUGCCUUCGCUGUCCCUGCUGGUCUCAUGAUGUGUGCCUUGCUUAUCUUCUGGUUGGGACGGAAGACAUACGUGGACCGUCCUCCCGAAGGCAAUGUCUUUGCCGAGGUGGGUGGGGUUGUUGUGGACGCCGUCAAGCUUCGCAGGAGCACGGGAGGAGGCAGCCAUUGGCUAGACAGUGCCAAAGCCAAGCAUGACCCAGCCGUUGUGGAGGAUGUGAAGGGGCUCAUGCGUGUGUUGGCAUUGCUCCUGCCAACCCCCCUCUUCUGGUCUCUCUUUGAUCAACAGUCCUCCAAGUGGGUCUUUCAAGCUAGCGCUAUGGACGGCCGCGUUCCAUGGCUGUUCAACAUCACCAUCCAGCCUGAUCAGAUGCAGGCUCUCAACCCUGUUCUCAUCCUGGUGAUGAUUCCCCUGUUCGACCAGAUCAUCUACCCAUCUCUGGAGUAUUACCGCUACUCGCUGCGGGCUGUUCCAAGAAUGGUCAUUGGCAUGGUGUUGAGUGCGAUUGCAUUCUUGUUCUCUGGGCUGUUGCAGGUUGCAAUCGACAAUUAUGCAUCGUUGGGAGAAUCCUUGUCAAUUUUGUGGCAGAUUCCUCAGUAUGUGGUGAUCACAGCUGGGGAGAUUAUGUUAAGCAUCACUGGCUUGGAAUUUGCUUACUCCCAAGCCCCGGAUUCCAUGAAAGCUGUCGUCCAAUCUGCAUGGCUCUUCACUGUCUCUGCAGGAAACCUUGUGACUGUGGCUCUAGUGGCUAUUAUUGGCAACAGCCUCUCAAAAGCCAAUGAAUUCUUCUUCUUCGCGGCUGGCUGUGUAGUAGCCAUGCUGCUCCUUCUGUGGGCUGGGUCACAGUUUGUCUACAAGCAGCGAAGGAACUUCCGAGCGCCCGUAGACGAGACACUGCUAGUGCAUGCUGCAGAUGACCGUGUCUACGUCGGAUGAAGCAACUCUAUCAUGAGGAAAGCAUGGUUUAAAAAAAAAAAAAAAAAAAAAAAAAAAAAAACCGUUUCAGCAACUUUUCUUAAAAAAUCAUUUUGUGUGUUGGCAAAUAUCAUGCUGCAGCUUAAGCUCAAUGUUAAGCUGGAGGCAAUCCUGCUGAAUCCACCUUUGUUUAUUAUCUUCGGUAAAUUGAAUGAGAGCCACUAUUCUCCAGGUUCAAUCUACAAGCUAUUAGGUACGCAACGGGGAGUUCCAUCUGCUGGCAGGUUACUAGGCCAUGGACUGGGUGUGCUCUUCCUACCACCCUUCAAUCGUUUGAUUGAUUUAGAACUUCUGGAAAUCUGUAAAUUGCCGACUUCUACUGUGAAUAUAAAUAUACUAGUUGGGUACUCUAAAAGUGGCAGAUACCACGCAGAUACCACACAGACUGGUCCAACUUUAGUGUUAUCAUUCUGGUGUUACUACCAUUUUUUUUUAUUUUUAUCUUAUAAAAAUUCUUCAAUAAAAUUGUGUUUCAAGAA
Molecule: messenger RNA, 2344 nt
Organism: Physcomitrium patens
Lineage: Eukaryota; Viridiplantae; Streptophyta; Bryopsida; Funariales; Funariaceae
Biological process (GO): transmembrane transport
Cellular component (GO): membrane
Molecular function (GO): transmembrane transporter activity
Source: RefSeq, a predicted model, not a curated record